UUUGGACACCAACAACAAGCAGUACAAGAUGGGAAAGCAAGUCACGAGCUACGUCGGGCAAAAGGUCCGCGCACUCAAGUUCCUGCAUGGAGCCAAGGGCGCGGCAUGCCUGGAAGGCGACGAAUGUGCCGUUCCAUUGCUUGUUGCUGGGGGAUAUGGCUCUGUUGACAACUCGAUCUCGCUGCUGUUCCCUCAAAUGCCCACAGUGGACCACAUGGAUUUGGCCGAUGAAUUCGAGGAGGAAGCUAACACCGAAAUCGGUGAGUUGAGCUCGGUGGCGCAUGCAGGGGACGUCACGUCCUUGGGGUUUCUCUCAGUUGCCAACAAUGACUUUGUCGUGAGCGGAAGCUCCAACGGAAGCCUUUACGUCAGCAGCAUUGUCAAGUCGGACUCGUCGCUUGCUCUCAAGUCAGUGGCGAUUCCUCAGUGGGAACACCUUUCCAUGGGCAGUUUGGCAGGCAUCGACGCGGACAGCCACUCGGCCUCGAUCGUCGCCGCUUGCGAGAGUGGCCAAGUGGCAUGGACCAACCUCGAUCGCCCGCAGGAUGUCCGCGUCCUGGAUGUGGACCAUUGGGCCAUUCACGACGUGAAAAUGCUCGGCGUCGACACCCACAUUGCGCUCGCGUGUGCCAACCCACGUCGACCACUGCAAUUGUGGGAUUUGACGGCCAGCCAGGACAGACCCGUGGCCUCCACGGGGCCGACGGGGGCGGCCUUCACGAGCUUGGCGGCGCAUCCGACGCGCCCAGAGCUGCUCUUGGCCGGCACAACUGACGGGUCGCUGACGCUGUGGGACCGUCGCAUGCUUGGGAACUCCGCUCUGCGCACGGAACGUCGUCACAGAAAAGCAGUGCGCAGUGUGACGUGGCACGACACCAAGCCUGGGUUUGUGUUCACCGCGAGCGACGACAGCACCGUGUUGAGCUGGGACUUUUACGCUGGAGCGACAUCCUCGACUUCCGACAAGGUGGACUACGAGCGUCAUUCCAGCGACGGUGGCGUGACUGUGACGACGGUGGCCAGUGGCAUUUUGCCUUGGAAUGCCUUGGACGUUGACGGAGUGUCCGACACGUUGGUUGCGGGCUCGGACAACCACUCGAUUGUGCUUGUGGACGGUGUCACAGAUGCCGCCACGUCGUCGUCUUGAUCGAUCGCCACAACGUCCCCAAGACAUGCUCAAUAGACUAUUUUGACAUUAUCGACUACUACUGUAGUACUACAAAUACAUGCAAUAUGGGGGCUAUUUGUCGCCUGGGAGACGAAGACUGGGGGCCACUUGGUGGAGUGCGUCGGUUGUGUCUACGUACGCGACCUUGGCGUAGAAACUGUUGUGAACAAA
Messenger RNA from Aphanomyces astaci, 1339 nucleotides. RefSeq lists its product as hypothetical. The record is from RefSeq and is a predicted model, not a curated record. Lineage: Eukaryota; Oomycota; Saprolegniomycetes; Saprolegniales; Verrucalvaceae. The transcript is spliced from 10 exons. Gene Ontology annotation, cellular component: nuclear pore outer ring. Gene Ontology annotation, molecular function: protein binding. Bases 29 to 1147 code for a protein of 372 amino acids.